Messenger RNA from Drepanopeziza brunnea f. sp. 'multigermtubi' MB_m1, 1449 nucleotides. RefSeq lists its product as uncharacterized. NCBI's taxonomy places the organism in Eukaryota, Fungi, Ascomycota, Leotiomycetes, Helotiales, Drepanopezizaceae. The record is from RefSeq and is a predicted model, not a curated record.
AUGCGGUUCACCCCCUCCAUUGCCGCUGCCAUGUUGGCCUACACUGCUGUUGCAGCGCCUGUCCAACUUCCUACAAAGAACGGGCAGGCCUCCUUUGACCACGACCUCUUGAAUAUCGGCGUCCCGGAGGAAUUCGGGCCACAUCGCCGGGACAUCGAGCCAUCCAAGGACGAGCAGCUGGGACCAAUUCCCCUUGCCGUUUCUCCUAAUGGCCUGCUUGAGCCCGUUCCGGAUAACAAUCAGUCUUUCGAUGACGAGGAGCAGGCGUGGAAGGCGUGGAAGGCAGCCUUGGAGCAAGGCUACGAGAAAGAUUCCGACCUCGGUGGCCCCGAAACUACGUCCACUGGCCUCCCUUUCGACAGCCAUCCCGACAACGUCGAAAACUUCCCUACCAUCGUCGACACGGACGCCCAGGAAAAUCAGACUGACGCCAACCAAUCCCUGGCUCGAAGAAAUACUCUCUUCACACCAGAGCAGGUCGAGGCGUACAAGGUGGGCAGCAACAUCGACCUCAGAAUGAGCAUGUUGGAGCUCUACGACAAGCUCGUCUACCUGAACAGAAACAAAGGCCUGACCAUGGACGAGGCAAAUCGCAAGAUUGACAUCCAGGCCGAAGUCGUCGUCGCGACCAUCAGGCGCAACUUCCUUCAAGACGCCCCGGACUUUGGCCCAAUGCUUCAAGAUGUUCAGCAAAGGAUCGCUGCCGAGAUCGAGACUCAUCCACCGCCUCCCAAAUCCACCCUGACGGAAAAUCAGAUUCAAAAUGACCUGGGCAGUUUGCAUGCCUACUACCUCGUUGUGGCUUUAGAGUCCAAAAUAGAGACGCUCGCUAGAAAGAGCAUGCUUGACAAGACAACUGGCCGCCGAGCGGUGAGUGCUACCCGGGACAUGAUCAAGGUCAUCACUGGGCUAUCGAAGGCGGAUUGCGACAACUACCUCAAGCAGGUGGACAUAAUUGAAAUCCUCAUGAGGUUUAUGGUCCAGAAGUAUCACCAGCAACUCCCGUCUGGCACCCUUCCGGAGCUCCCCCGUCCGGCCGCAUUUGAAUUCGGCCAAGUAAAGCCGUCCAUCUUGGCUCGAAGCAUGUACAAAUACAACAACAACAACGACAACGACAACAAAGACAACGACAACACCCACAACACCAACAACAACAACCGCGAUGGCAAACCCGACUCGAUUACGAACGCCAUCCAAACACGAGACUUCCCCGAGAACCAGCCCAACGAGUCCGAAAUCGACCCAGACUCCUUCUGGAGCGACUUCGGCGCGCCCGAAUGCAUGCACUUCCUCGAGGUUGCCGACGGGGAGGAAGGCUUCACGGCUGAGCACUGCGACAGGUUCGCGGCGUGCCAGGAGCGGGUGGGCCAGCUGCCUCCGCUGCCCAAGACGGUUGAUCAGUACGGUAUGGCCGAUCAGGGGCAGGACGGGGAGGAGGAGGAAGAUUAG